This is a messenger RNA of Botrytis byssoidea, 3303 nucleotides long. RefSeq lists its product as uncharacterized. Bases 1 to 3303 code for a protein of 1100 amino acids. Gene Ontology annotation, molecular function: protein binding. Lineage: Eukaryota; Fungi; Ascomycota; Leotiomycetes; Helotiales; Sclerotiniaceae. The transcript has 3 exons. The record is from RefSeq and is a predicted model, not a curated record.
AUGCCUUCAUUCCGGAAAUCUCAAGCGGAAAACGUGGAAAAAUCAAGCCGGGUCCCGUCUUACAGGUCAGCUGACUAUCCAAAUCCCCAAUGGCAAGAAGACUUGAAGAUAAGCACUCCUUCAUUUGGCACAUCAAGCCUUGCUACAGAAACAGAAACGCCUGGUUCGUCAAUGAUAGUAGCACAACCGCCAAUAAAUAUUGACGAUGUAUGGCGAGAAGUACGAGCGCUUGAACGCCACAGGUUCGCAUCGUCUCGGUACCGGAAACUCGGGAAGACAAUUGAGCCGGUAAUAGACUUUUUAACGAGGUUCUCACCUAUUGUAGAUAUGAUGGUUCAGGGAACCAGUAGUGCCUCUCUAGUGUGGGGUUCAUUGAAAGCUGUUUUAAUGGUUGCUCAGACUUCGGCUACUUAUUUUUAUUACAUAGAUAAUGCCAUGCUGAAGCUUAGCGACAUGCUUUCCAUAUCAAGUCAAUAUGAAAAGAUGUUUGCGACGGAAGUCCGUGUGAGAACUGCGUUGUCGGAUUUAUAUGAUGAGAUCUAUCUUUUUUUGGAGAAAAUACGAAAGUCGGUGUCUGUUAGCUCAUUGAAGAUUUUCUUCAAGAACAUGAGAAAAUCUUUCGACGCAGAGUUUAAAGAUAAUUUGGAACACAUCGAAAGAUAUACUCGAGUUUUUAAUGAUGAAAUUACUCUUGCGCACCGAGCCAGGAUGGAUGUCUCGACUAAGAAAAUUCAAGAAUUGGUUGGAACUAUUGCUCUAGAAAAUGUAGAUCUCGCGAACCGAGUAGAUGUUCGAGAUUCAUAUCACACCAAAGAUGCAAUAUUAAAAUGGCUAACCCAGGUUGACUCUCGGGAAGAUUAUUACCGAGCUCUGGAGAGACGCUCGCCAGGAACUGGAGUGUGGCUGCAAGACGAUCCAAGAUUCCGGAGCUGGAGACGCUGCACCGAAGCUUUGACUGACCGUUCGAUACUAUGGAUUCAUGGCCGGCCGGGAUCAGGCAAAACGGUGCUAAGCACUGCUGCUAUUGAGCAUCUUCAACUUAAAGUCGAAAAAAGUUUAGAAAGAUCGGAGAAUAAAAUAGCCUCUGUGGCUUACUUCUACUGCGAUUCUGGAGACGCCAGAAAAAGAUCGACGUUAGAGAUCCUCGGAUCAGUUUUGGCACAGUUGAUUGUACCACUGCAUGAAUUUCCCAGCGGAGUCAACGAAGCGUAUGAGCGAGCGAGGAAGUAUGGAAGACAGCAUUUAUCAACCGCAGACGAUAUUAUCUCCGUCAUCAACCACGUGGUACAAGAUUCUUCAUCUUGUUACAUUGUCAUUGAUGGGGUGGAUGAAUGCAGUGAUCCAGGUGAUCUUACAAAAACAUUUGCGGAUAUUGCAAUAUGCUCCCACAAUGUUCAGCUAGCUCUUUUUUCUCGCAACAUUCCUACUAUUGCAUUUGAGCUGGAUAAAAUGCCGCACGCAAAGAUUGAGCUGGAACCUUCUUUGGUACAGCCAGAUAUUGACAACUUCUUAACGAAAUCAUUUGAUAGUUUACCUGGGAAAGGUACAGGGGCACAAGAACAGGCAUUCUCAAAGCUUUCGAAUGCUUCUGGUGGUAUGUUUUUAUAUGCUUCUCUGGGAAUCCAAAGUCUAGCCGAAGCAAUUGAUUCACAGAGUGUUUUGGAUGCCAUUGAAAGAAUACCCGAGGGACUCAAUGGAUUCUAUGGUCAGAUACUCGAGAGAUUAGGUUCGCAAAGUGUUCGAAGACGGGAUCUUGCUCGUAGAAUUCUUCUAUGGGUUUGUUGCACAACAAGGCCACUAUCUUGGAAAGAGCUUCAGUGUGCUCUAUCUUGGGACGAGACAAAGGAGGUGUUUAUAGAAGAUCAACGACCCUUUAAGGAUGCCGUGCUUGAUCUAUGCGCUCCUUUGAUCGAGUAUCGAGCAGAGAAGGAUACAUUCCACCCAGUUCAUGCAUCAGUUCGCGAGUUCCUAUGGAAGUCUCAUGGUUUCGACUCAAUGUCGGCGAAAGCAACGCAAUUUCUCAUGACCGAGCCUCACGCACACCAGGCUAUUGCCGAAGUGUUACUAGCAAGCCUCUUGCUACCAGAUGUUGUACAUAACACGGAAGUUGAUGAUCUUCAGUAUCCAUUGGCGAGAUAUUCUACAGAAAGUUGGUGUCACCAUCUAUCGUCAGCGUCAUUUGGAGAGAAUCUAUGCCAAAAAUAUGACACGUUUGCGAAUUCGUCUUUAGCGCGAUCGACAUGGAUCCUGCGUUUUCUUCUUUCAAACAGACAGUCAUUUCCCUUACAACGUAUAGCAAAGUAUCAAAAACAAGUAAAUGAUUGGAAGAAUCGCAAAGAGAGCUCAACCACCACUUUUGCUGCGGAGGAUUUAGCUGAUAUACAACGAGCAUUGAUCGAACUGGAUCAACGGGACCUCGACCAAGUAGAAUCUAUCUCAAAUUUUGAGCGCGAUCUCAUCGUCCGGGAUCUGGCACGGGCUUUCACAAUGGCAGGAAAAGUUGACCAGGCAAUUGAUAUGUUCGAAAAGGCUCUUGCUCAUGGACCACCAGGGGAUACCUCGCCAGAGUCUGUCCGGACCACCUGGCUCCUAAAUAGUCUUGGGAUAAUGUAUGACCAAAAAAAUCUUACUGAUCUUGCUUUACGCACGCAAUUAAAGGCUUUAGCCAUCCAGGAAAAGUAUCUUCCUCCUGAUCAUCUCGAUCUUGCAUUAACACUAAAUGAAUUGGGUCGGGAAACGCGACAUCUUGAGAGAUACCCGGAGUCCGAACAAUACCAUCUCCGCGCGCUCAAUAUUCUGCGUCAAUCUCUUCCCGAGACGGACUUGCAGAUAAUAUGGACCCUAAAUACCCUCGCUCGCUGCUAUCGCUUCCAAGGACGUUACCCCGAAGCGCUCGCUCUCCAUCAGCUUGCACUCAACGGCCAAAUUACGUUAAUGGGGGAGGACCACCCGCAUCCCAUUCGAACGAGAUCAGAUAUCGCGAAAGUAUUGAAAGCGCAGGGAAAAUUUGAAGAAGCAUUAGAAAUCAUGGAAGAUAUGUAUGAGAGAAGAGUCCGAGUACUGGGAAAUGAUAAUCCGGAUACAUUGUGGACGAUGAAUGACAUUGGGAUGGUGUGGGAGGAGAUGGGUAUGCAUAGUGGAGAUUUGAAAUGCAGGGGAAAGGCAACUGAGUGGCAUGAAAGAGCCUGGAGGGUGCAAUCUAGGGUGCUGGGGGAUGAGCAUAAGCACACGGUUUGGAGUCGGCGAGUCUUGGAGAGUUUGAAGGGAAUGGAAAGAGUGGGCGAUGCCGUUGCAGUUUGUUGA